UUAACUUUUAACUGUCAUUUUUAAAAUUUUAGUUUUUAUCACAAAGAAGUUGAAAAUUUCAAAACUAUGUUUUAACUAAUAUUAAAUAUCUUUUAUUCAAUUUUAUUACAUGUGAUAUCCCAGCGAUAUGUGAAUGAUUGUUGUAUUUUACAUUAUAAAAUAUGAUUGGUUAAGUUGCCAAAUUAUGACAGGUGACAAAAUAAGUGUCGCAAAAAAUAUUGGUUUUGGUUUGUGUUUGUGUUUGUAACCUAGCUUUUUGCAUUUCAUUUAGUAUUAAUUGAUAAAUAACUAUUAUUAUUUAUAAUUGAAUAAUUUGAGGAGUAAAUAUGGACUUUGGAGACCUAAAGAAUGAUGUAAUUAUUCAAGAAAAGCUGACAAAUUUCCAUAACAGCAUAGAAAAAAUAGAGCUCAUGCUGGAAAAACUGAAGUCUGCAGAUGUUUAUGAACAAUUAUCUCUAUCGGAAAAAGUGGAUUACGAUUUAUUUCUAGCUUACACACUGAAUACAUUGUACUGGUUAUACCUGAGGACUCAAAACGAAGAUCCGAAUAAGAAUGAGGUGAAGAGCCAAUUGAAUAGGAUUAAGGAAUAUAUGGUCAAAGCUAAACAGGCCCGUGAGAGACACACCAUAAGACCCAAAGUAGACAAAGCCGCAGCAGAGAGAUUUAUCAAGCAUGGAAUCAGCUAUAGUAGAAUUGAAGACAAUCCAGAAUCAAUGCCAAACACAAGGAUUCGAUUUGAGGACUGAAUUAGUGUUUAUAUCAAUUUUAUGUUUGAUUAUAAAGAUUUUCUAUAAUUGUACAAAUUUAAAUGUGUUAUGGGUACAUUCCAUGUCAAAUCACUCAGGCAAGAAAUUUGGAUCUCCGAUUUUUCUGAAAAUUGGUGUAUAGCUUCUGCGGGACGUAAAAAUAAGAUAUUUAAGGUAAAAAAAUCUUCUUCUUUUUUCUCAAAAUGUUAUUUUAUGCGAUUUUACCGUGCUUUGGUGUUUAUUUAAACAAAUUUGCAUUUUCUAUCGUACAGUAUCAAUGGAAAACAUAAUAUUUUAAUAGAAGGGACUUAAAAUGUCGUUAUAUGGCAUUAUAACAAGUUAUUUCGAUUCAAAACAAGUUUUUGAUCAAAUUUUAUAAUAUAGAAAAGGUUAAAAUACCGUUUUUUUACAUUUUCUUCCAUUCCCAAAAUACAUCAUAAUCGAUUUGGCUGAAAAUUUGCCCAUAGAUAGCCAAAACAUAUGACUUUAAGUGGUUAGAAGGAUUUGAAUUAUAUUAUAAUACCAAAAAAGUUACAUGCAAUAAUAUCAGACUCAAAAGUAUAUUAGUCCAGUUCGGAUAGCAUUUGACCUUGCAUGCCCAGCUGCCCAAAAUUUUAUUUUUCUAAUCUUUAGAUAAGUCAGUAGUAGCCUAAAUUUAAAAUCGCGAAUGAAUUCCUCCGUUAUGUUAGCCGCCAUCUUAAUUUUAAAGGAGAACUUGUUUUGCUCAAUAUCUCCGCCAUUUUUAACUUUUCGACAAAAAUGGUGAAAACUUAAAUUGUUCCAAAUAAAUCGUAUUUACAAUUAUUACAAUUUAUUUUUAACAAUCUUGUGAGGUUUAAAUUUUCCGAGUUAACCGUACUUACAAUAGACGCCUAUAUUUUUGACUAUGAUAUUGCAUGUAACUUUUUUGGUAUUGUAAUAUAAUUCAAAUCCUUUUAACCACUUAAAGUCUUAUGCUUUGGCUAUCUGUGGGCAAAUUUUCAGCCAAAUCGAUUAUGACGUAUUUUGGGAAUGGAGGAAAAUGUAAAAAACGGUAUUUUAACGUUUUCUACACUAUAAAAUUUGAUCAAAACCUUGUUUUGAAUCAAAAUAACUUGUUAUAAUGCUAUAUAAUGACACUCUUGAGUCCUUUUUAAUAAAAUAUUAUGUUUUCCAUUAAAAAUAAUCCAAAUGAUGAUUCCAAAUCGCAUAAAAUAACAUUUUGAGAAAAAGAAGAAGAUGUUUUGACCUUAAAUAUCUUAUUUUUACGUACCGCAGAAGCUAUAUACCAAUUUUCAGACAAAUCGGAGAUCCAAAAUUUUUUUUUAUCCAAAAUUGAAUGAUUUGAAAUGGAAUGACCCUAUGAAUUAUGAUAUAUCGCACAUCCUGUUCUAAACUGUAGCAACUCAAAAUAUUGAAAUUUUACAAGAGAGGGAAAACAAAAUAUUUGCUUUAAUUAUUUCGUAAUAUAUUUUCUAUUUUAGUUAACAUAAAUCUGAUUUUUAUGUCAAUAUUUUACUUGUUACAACUUAGCCAGAAUAACAUAGGAAAAAUAUAUGCUAAAAGAAGAUAACAAUUAAAAACAUCAUUUCUUUUCGAAAUAAUACAGUUUUCUUCAAAACUUUAAUAUUUUAAUUCUUAUAUUAUGUAACAAUUUGAUUUACACCACUUUUCCCAAAAAUUCAGUAGAUAUUACCAUUUCUUUUUGAAUUAAUACAUAUUUCAUAGGAAUCUAGCACACCUUCUUGUCACAAGUUCAAAUCAUACUGUCUUUACUGGACUAUGUGCUUUGAUUUUAUGACAUAUCAUUUCUUUUCAUUUACUGAUGUAUUUUUAAGGUUGCUAUAUUACAGUUUUCUGGGUAGAUGAUGCUUAAUAUAAUUCAUUGGUGAAAUAAACACAAAAAUUAAAUUUUUUUUAAGUUAAUACACUUUUGAACGGGAUGUGCGAUACAUGGGUUUUAUAUUGAAUCAUUUAUUACACAUUUUGAGGAAA
Messenger RNA from Diabrotica virgifera virgifera (western corn rootworm), 2720 nucleotides. RefSeq names its product nuclear nucleic acid-binding protein C1D. Gene Ontology annotation, molecular function: DNA binding; RNA binding. The transcript has 2 exons. The coding region runs from base 327 to 746 and encodes 139 amino acids. Gene Ontology annotation, biological process: maturation of 5.8S rRNA; regulation of gene expression. Lineage: Eukaryota; Metazoa; Arthropoda; Insecta; Coleoptera; Chrysomelidae. Gene Ontology annotation, cellular component: exosome (RNase complex); nucleolus. The record is from RefSeq and is a predicted model, not a curated record.